GCCCGGACCGGGAUGGCGGCCGUUUUGGAGUCGCUGCUGCGAGAAGAGGUGUCGGUCGCAGCCGUCGUGCGGUGGAUCGCGCGCAGCACCCGGGGGUCGGAGGUAACAGCGCUGACACGCCCCCAGGAUAACCCCGGGGAGGCGGCCGCGCUGAGCUCACUCCGGCCCCUGCGGAAAGAAUUCGUACCGUUCCUGUUGAACUUCCUGAGGGAGCAGAGCAGCCGCGUCCUCCCGCAGGGGCCCCCGACCCCCGCCAAGGCCCCGGGCGCCUCGGCAGCCUUGCCAGGGAGGCCGGGAGGCCCGUCGCGGGGCAGUCGCGGGGCGCGCAGCCAGCUCUUCCCUCCGACCGAGGCCGCGAGCACCGCCGCCGAGGCCCCUCUGGCCCGCCGCGGGGGCAGGAGGCGGGGCCCGGGGCCGGCCCGCGAGCGUGGAGGCCGCGGCCUGGAGGAGGGGGUCAGCGGGGAGAACCUGCCCGGAGCCGGGGGCCGGAGGCUCAGGGGCUCUGGCAGCCCCAGCCGCCCCAGCCUCACGCUCUCUGAUCCACCAAACCUCAGCAACCUGGAGGAGUUCCCUCCCGUAGGCUCGGUUCCCCCCGGCCCUGCAGGCAGGACGAAGCCUUCUCGCAGGAUCAACCCAACUCCGGUGAGCGAAGAGCGGUCACUCUCCAAGCCCAAGACCUGCUUCACCUCACCCCCAAUCAGCUGUGUCCCCAGUUCCCAACCCUCAGCCCUGGACACUAGCCCUUGGGGCCUUGGCCUUCCCCCAGGGUGCAGAAGUCUGCAAGAGGAGCGGGAGAUGCUCAGGAAGGAGCGCUCUAAGCAGCUGCAGCAGUCACCUACCCCUACCUGUCCCACCCCAGAACUGGGGUCGCCCCUCCCCAGCCGGGCAGGAAGCCUCACAGAUGAACCUGCAGACCCUGCCAGAGUUUCUUCCCGCCAGCGCCUGGAGCUGGUAGCCCUUGUUUACUCCUCGUGCAUUGCUGAGAACCUCGUACCAAACCUCUUCUUGGAGCUUUUCUUCGUCUUUCAGCUGCUCACUGCCCGGAGGAUGGUGACUGCCAAGGACAGUGACCCUGAACUAAGUCCAGGUGUCCUAGAUUCCCUGGAAAGUCCACUGUUCCAAAGCAUCCACGAUUGUGUCUUCUUUGCAGUGCAGGUUUUGGAGUGUCACUUUCAGGUUCUUUCCAACCUGGACAAAGGGACCUUGAAGCUGCUGGCUGAGAAUGAGCGGCUGCUGUGCUUCUCACCAGCUCUGCAAGGCCGCCUUCGAGCUGCCUAUGAGGGCAGUGUUGCCAAGGUCUCUCUGGCAAUGCCUCCCUCUGCUCAAGCUGUCUCCUUUCAGCCAGAGACUGACAAUCGUGCCAACUUCUCCAGUGACCGAGCCUUUCAUACUUUUAAAAAACAGAGGGAUGUGUUUUAUGAGGUGCUGCGAGAGUGGGAAGAUCACCAUGAGGAGCCUGGCUGGGAUUUUGAGAAGGGCUUGGGCAGCAGAAUCAGGGCCAUGAUGGGCCAGCUGUCUGCAGCCUGCAGCCACAGCCACUUUGUUCGGCUUUUCCAGAAACAACUACUCCAGAUGUGUCAGAGCCCUGGUGGUGCUGGGGGCACCGUCUUGGGCGAGGCCCCAGAUGUGUUGAGUAUGCUGGGAGCUGACAAGCUGGGGCGGUUGUGGCGCCUACAGGAACGGCUUAUGGCUCCUCAGAGCAGUGGGGGGCCCUGCCCACCCCCCACCUUCCCAGGCUGUCAAGGCUUCUUUAGGGACUUCAUCCUUAGUGCCAGCAGCUUCCAGUUUAACCAGCAUCUCAUGGACAGUCUGAGCUUGAAGAUCCGGGAGCUCAAUGGCCUGGCCUUGCCCCAGCAUGAGCCCAGUGAUGAAGACGGGGAGUCAGAUGUAGACUGGCAGGGUGAGCGGAGGCAAUUUGCUGUGGUGCUUCUUAGCCUGAGACUUUUGGCUAAAUUCCUGGGCUUUGUGGCUUUCCUGCCAUACCGGGGGCCUGAACCUCCCCCGACCGGUGAGCUUCAGGACUCCAUUCUGGCCCUCAGGAGCCAGGUCCCUCCGGUCCUGGAUGUGCGGACUCUGCUGCAGCGAGGGCUGCAGGCCCGCCGGGCGGUGCUCACCGUGCCCUGGCUGGUGGAGUUUCUCUCCUUUGCUGACCAUGUUGUUCCCUUGCUGGACUAUUACCGGGACAUCUUCAUUCUCCUGCUGCGCCUGCACCGGAGGUUGGUGUUGUCGCAGGAGAGUGAGGGGAAGAUGUGUUUCCUGAACAAGCUGCUGCUACUUGCUGUCCUGGGCUGGCUUUUCCAGAUUCCCACAGUCCCUGAGGACUUGUUCUUUCUGGAAGAGGGUCCCUCAGAUGCCUUUGAGGUGGACACAGUAGCCCCAGAGCAUGGCUUGGACGCCGCGCCUGUGGUGGACCAGCAGCUGCUCUACACCUGCUGCCCCUACAUCGGGGAGCUCCGGAAACUGCUGGCGCUGUGGGUGUCAGGCAGCAGUGGACGGAGUGGGGGCUUCAUGAGGAAAAUCACCCCCACCACAACCACCGGCCUGGGAGCCCAGCCUUCCCAGACCAGCCAGGGGCUGCAGGUAAGGGCAGGGCGGAGACAGCCACGGGGGAAAGUGGGGAGGUGGGGGGAGGUCAGAGGAAGCCUCGCUGCCUCUCCCUUCUCCCGCCAGGCGCGGCUCGCCCAGGCCUUUUUCCACAACCAGCCACCCUCCCUGCGCCGGACUGUAGAGUUUGUGGCAGAGAGAAUUGGAUCAAACUGUGUCAAACAUAUCAAGGCUACACUGGUGGCAGAUCUGGUGCGCCAGGCAGAGUCACUUCUCCAAGAGCAGCUGGUGACACAGGGAGAGGAAGGGGGAGACCCAGCCCAACUGUUGGAGAUCUUGUGUUCCCAGCUGUGCCCCCACGGGGCCCAGGCAUUGGCCCUGGGGCGGGAGUUCUGCCUAAGGAGGAGCCCUGGGGCUGUGCGGGCGCUGCUUCCAGAGGAGACCCCGGCAGCCGUUCUGAGCAGUGCAGAGAACAUUGCUGUGGGGCUUGCAACAGAGAAAGCCUGUGCUUGGCUAUCAGCCAAUAUCACAGCACUGAUCAGGAGGGAGGUGAAAGCAGCAGUGAGUCGCACACUUCGAGCCCAGGGUCCUGAACCUGCUGCCCGGGGGGAGCGGAGGGGCUGCUCCCGCGCCUGUGAGCACCAUGCUCCCCUCCCCUCCCACCUCAUCUCCGAGAUCAAAGACGUGCUCUCCUUGGCCGUGGGGCCACGGGACCCUGACGAGGGAGUUUCCCCAGAGCAUCUGGAACAGCUCCUAGGCCAGCUGGGCCAGACACUGCGGUGCCGCCAGUUCCUGUGCCCACCUGCUGAGCAGCAUCUGGCAAAGUGCUCUGUGGAGUUAGCUUCCCUCCUCGUUGCAGACCAAAUUCCCAUCCUAGGUCCCCCGGCACAGUACAGGCUGGAGAGAGGGCAGGCUCGAAGGCUUCUGCACAUGCUGCUUUCCUUGUGGAAGGAAGACUUUCAGGGGCCAGUUCCGCUGCAGCUGCUGCUGAGCCCAAGAAACGUGGGGCUUCUGGCAGACACAAGGCCCAGGGAGUGGGACUUGCUGCUAUUCUUGCUCCGGGAGCUGGUGGAGAAGGGUCUGAUGGGAAGGAUGGAGAUAGAGGCCUGCCUGGGCAGCCUCCACCAGGCCCAGUGGCCAGGGGACUUUGCUGAAGAAUUAGCAACACUGUCUAACCUGUUUCUAGCCGAGCCCACCCGGCCAGAACCCCAGCUGAGAGCUUGUGAGUUGGUGCAGCCAAACCGGGGCACUGUGCUGGCCCAGAGCUAGGGCUGAGAAGUGGCCCCGCCUGGGGCAUCUCACCAGAACCCUGGACCCCCCCUCACGAGGAGGCCGAAGUGCCCACUGCGGACCCUCACUGGCUGGGGAGUAGCCGGGUCUACAGUCAGACUUCCUGCUCUGUGAAAGAAGGAUGUCGCUGCCUGGCAUCCCACCACACGAAUCCGAGGAGGAGGAGAGUUGGCCUGAUUCGGGAUUAUGGCAGAAAAGCCAAGAUGACAGUCCUGAAGUAGAAGAGGUGGUGUUUAUCUCUUGGAUACUAAGUGAAAUGAGGUGUGUGGGCUUGUCAACACAGAAUUCAAGCCUCAUUUGCUAUCCCAGCAGCUCUUAAAACUUUGUGGUCUUGGAACUCAUGACAGAGGCAAAUGACUUCCGCUUAACUUACGAAGAAAAAAAUAUGAAUCUUGGGAGUCUACAUUUUCUUAUCACCAGGAGGUGGACUGCCAUCUCCUUAAAAAUGCCUAACACAGGCCGGCUGUGGUGGCUCAUGCCUGUAAUCCCAGCACUUUGAGAGGCCUGAGAUAGGUGGAUCGCUUGAGAUCAGGAA
Molecule: messenger RNA, 4369 nt
Organism: Cercocebus atys (sooty mangabey)
Lineage: Eukaryota; Metazoa; Chordata; Mammalia; Primates; Cercopithecidae
Gene: CDAN1
Product: codanin 1
Exons: 27
Coding region: 13-3813 (1266 amino acids)
Biological process (GO): chromatin organization
Cellular component (GO): nucleus
Source: RefSeq, a predicted model, not a curated record